CGCGCACGCCUUCGCGUCUUAGCGUAGCUCUCUGCUGUCCGGUGAGAGCCGAGGAGGUGCUGGGGGCGGAAGCUCAUGGGGGCGGGGAGAGAGUGGAAGCGGUUUAUUGGGCUCGCGCUGCCUCGCCUGGUGUUCUUCCGUAUCCUUCCUCAAUCUUUGACCCUUUUCGUGGGACUUAUGUGGCUUGCUUUGUUAGGUUUGGAGGUUGAAAGGAAGGGGUUGUGGUUUACGGAAUGUCAUCGCUCCGCAAACCUUUUGAAGCCUGGUGGUGAGGUGUGAGUCUCCAUCAUAGCCUGUUUUUGAAACAGUUCGCCUACCAAACCACAGCAAAGAGGGGUUCCCAUCUUUUGUCCUGAACAAAAGCUGGUGCACGUUCUGUAUAUGGGGGAGGGGGGUAAUGGCUUUGGAGGAAAGGUUUGAGAAAUGGAGGGGUGGAGAUUCAGGUGCCAAAGAAGGGGAAAUCACUUGAGAACUUUGUUAUAUACCUACACAUAAUAUAUGAUAAGUCUAAAUUUGGUGAAUUAAAAAAAAAAAGCAGAAGACGAGAAAAACUGGGUAGAGUUACAGAUGUUAUAGAAGGAAUUGAGCAGUAAUUAGGAAAAUGAAAAAUAACCUGAGGAUAACUAUAUUCAAGUAAAGAAACAGAGAGGAGUCAGGGUGGAGGAUAGUCAGAAGGAAUUUUUCAUCAGUUGGCCAGAAAUGGUUUAGGAAAAGUUUCUUGAAAUAGAAGCUGAAGGGUAAUGAAGGGGUGGAGAGGAAAGUGAACCUCACUUCCUUCUCCGUGUACACUUUCCCUCGUUCAUUCAAAAAGCAUUUAUUAAGUUCCUACUCUGUCCAGCACUGUGCCAGGCUCAAGGCUCCUGUUCUUCAGAGCUUCAUAGUAUAAUGGGAAAGACCUGUAAACAAAUAAUGGCAGCCUUGUGCUAAGAGCUGUUAUGAACAGUGGUGCCCUGGCCACUGUAAGAAAGCUCUAGACUACAACCCUAGCUUGGGAAAGGAGAGUUAUAAAUGUGUUUCUAGGUUUCCUAGAGGAGAUGACAUCUGAACCAAUGGAUGGAAAGUGAAUUGGAGGAGAGUGCUAGGCAGAGAAAGUAUUUACAAAAGUCUGGAGACAAAGCAAAAUGAAGUGUUUAAACAGAAUUGGAGUCCUGGCUUUCAAGAGAGGGACUAUCAGAAGGGAGGUUGUUGAAAAGAGAGGUCUAAAUUUUGCAGGGCCUUGUGUUGUCAUUCUAAGGAAUUUAACCGUAAUCCUAUAGAACACUAAGAAGUUUGAAGGAUAUUAAGCAAGUGAGAUAGCUACAUUUAGAUUUAGGAAGUUAACUCUGGAAGGAGAAUUGGCCUGAGAGUUGAGAGACCUAUUUAGACGCUUCUGAAAUAAUCUGGGUGAAAAAAUGCUGAGGGCUUGAAAUAAGUCGGAGGCAAUAAGAAAUGGAGAUAAAGGGAAGAAUUUACUUCACAUACUACUGUAAUUUACCUGUUCUGUUUGCGGGCGUAGACGAGCAGUGCCUUUAUGGCUAGGGCUUUGUAUUCAUCCUUGUAUCCUCAGCGGUCGCUCAGUGAUGGGCCGAGUUGCUUGUGGUGAAGGUGGCAGAUGAAUUCAGAAAUGAAAUACUCGGGGGAGCAGUAACGAGGAGAUCCUUAAGAAUAUGCCUAGGAGAGUGCUGAGAGAAAAAAAAAAGUGAAAUGCAGGAAGUCCGUAAGCGUUAGGAAGGAGAAUCCCCAAAGAAUCCCUGCCUCUUCCAUUGGUUCCCAAUUCCUCGCCCUCCGGAGCCAUACGAACUACAACCGGCGUCCGGUUUUCCCGCGGAUCUCAGGCGGCUCCGCCUCCCCGGCACUCCGUGGUCAAAGGCACCGCAGCUCUAGGCCACGCCCUCUUGGCACUGGCCGCGUUCUCCUACGCUCCCUGCACCUGAGGGACCGCCCACAUUGGCUAAGCCACACCCACCUCGGUAUCCCUCCGGUUACAGGCUUUAUUGGCUCCGCCCCCUCCCGGGAGGUCUCUCGGUGGCCCCACCUCCGCCCGCCCUGCCCAGCCUUCCCGCAACUCUCGCCAGGGGGCGCAGCGCAACCCCCCUGCCACCCGCGGCAGAGUCUGUCGCACACACCCCCUCCGCCGGCGCGCCGGCAGUUCCUAGCCGACUACGCCUCCGCUCAGAGCCAGCCCGGCUGCUCCCGCUCCGACUCCGGAAAGGGUCGGGGGUCCCGAAUGGCCGCGGCAGGGUAUAGGAGGCCAAACGUGUAGGCCGACAGGCGUCAUGGAGGCGGAGCAGCGGCCGCCGACUGGGACCAGCGACGGGGCGACCCCUGGACUGGAGGCGGCGCCUCCUGCUGCCCCGGCGUCUACGACCACGGCCUCCGGUCCGAUCCCUGGGUCCGGGCCCGGGCCUGAGCCCAAGAGGAGGCAGCUCGGGACGCUGCUCCAGCCUACGGUCAACAAGUUCUCCCUUCGUGUGUUCGGCAGCCACAAAGCAGUGGAAAUCGAGCAGGAGCGGGUCAAGUCAGCGGGGGCCUGGAUCAUCCAUCCCUACAGCGACUUCCGGUUUUACUGGGACCUGAUCAUGCUCCUGCUGAUGGUGGGCAACCUCAUUGUGCUACCUGUGGGCAUCACCUUCUUCAAGGAGGAGAACUCUCCGCCUUGGAUUGUCUUCAACGUCCUCUCUGACACUUUCUUCCUGAUGGAUCUGGUGCUCAAUUUCCGCACCGGCAUUGUCGUUGAGGAGGGCGCUGAGAUCCUGCUGGCACCUCGGGCCAUCCGUACACGCUACUUGCGCACCUGGUUCCUGGUCGACCUCAUCUCCUCUAUUCCCGUGGAUUACAUUUUCCUGGUGGUGGAGCUGGAGCCACGACUGGACGCCGAGGUCUACAAAACAGCGCGGGCCCUGCGCAUCGUGCGUUUCACCAAGAUCCUUAGCCUGCUGCGGCUGCUCCGCCUCUCCCGCCUCAUCCGCUACAUACACCAGUGGGAGGAGAUCUUUCACAUGACCUAUGACCUGGCCAGUGCGGUGGUUCGCAUCUUCAACCUCAUCGGGAUGAUGCUGCUGCUAUGUCACUGGGAUGGCUGUCUGCAGUUCCUGGUCCCCAUGCUGCAGGACUUCCCUCCCGACUGCUGGGUCUCCAUCAACCACAUGGUGAACCACUCGUGGGGCCGCCAGUAUUCCCACGCCCUGUUCAAGGCCAUGAGCCACAUGCUCUGCAUUGGCUACGGGCAGCAGGCACCUGUGGGCAUGCCCGAUGUCUGGCUCACCAUGCUCAGCAUGAUCGUGGGCGCCACGUGCUACGCUAUGUUCAUCGGCCACGCCACCGCCCUCAUCCAGUCCCUGGACUCCUCCCGGCGCCAGUACCAAGAGAAGUACAAGCAGGUGGAGCAGUACAUGUCCUUCCACAAGCUGCCAGCGGACACACGGCAGCGCAUCCAUGAGUACUAUGAGCACCGCUACCAGGGCAAGAUGUUCGAUGAGGAAAGCAUCCUAGGCGAGCUGAGCGAACCGCUUCGGGAGGAGAUCAUUAACUUCACCUGCCGGGGCCUGGUGGCCCACAUGCCGCUGUUCGCUCACGCCGACCCCAGCUUCGUCACGGCUGUGCUCACCAAGCUGCGCUUUGAGGUCUUCCAGCCGGGGGACCUCGUGGUGCGUGAGGGCUCCGUGGGCAGGAAGAUGUACUUCAUCCAGCACGGGCUGCUCAGUGUGCUGGCCCGCGGUGCCCGGGACACCCGCCUCACUGAUGGAUCCUACUUUGGGGAGAUCUGUCUGCUGACUCGGGGCCGCCGCACAGCCAGUGUGCGUGCUGACACCUACUGCCGCCUCUACUCACUCAGUGUGGACCAUUUCAAUGCUGUGCUCGAAGAGUUUCCCAUGAUGCGCCGGGCCUUCGAGACAGUGGCCAUGGAUCGGCUGCGCCGCAUCGGCAAGAAGAAUUCCAUACUACAGCGGAAGCGCUCCGAGCCUAGUCCGGGCAGCAGUGGGGGCCUCAUGGAGCAGCACUUGGUGCAACACGACAGGGAUAUGGCUCGGGGUGUUCGGGGCCUGGCCCCAGGCACAGGAGCUCGGCUCAGCGGAAAGCCAGUGCUGUGGGAGCCUCUAGUACACGCGCCCCUGCAAGCAGCCGCCGUGACCUCCAAUGUGGCCAUUGCCCUGACUCACCAGCGGGGCCCUCUUCCCCUCUCCCCUGACUCUCCAGUCACCCUCCUUGCUCGCUCUGCUCGAAGAUCAGCAGGAGCAGGCUCCCCAGCCUCCCCACUGGUACCUGUCCGAGCCGGCCCUCUGCUGGCCCGGGGGCCUUGGGCAUCCACCUCCCGCCUGCCGGCUCCCCCUGCCAGAACCCUCCAUGCCAGCCUAUCCCGGGCUGGGCGCUCCCAGGUGUCCCUGCUGGGCCCGCCUCCAGGUGGAGGUGGGCGGCGCCUAGGACCUCGGGGCCGCCCACUCUCAGCCUCCCAACCCUCACUGCCUCAGCGGGCAGCAGGCGAUGGCUCUCCUGGGCGGAAGGGCUCAGGAAGCGAACGCCUGCCCCCCUCAGGGCUCCUGGCCAAGCCUCCAGGGACAGCCCAGCCCCCCAGGCCACCGGUGCCUGAGCCAGCCACGCCCCGGGGCCCCCAGCUCUCUGCCAACAUGUGAAACCUUUGGGUAAGCUCUCAGGUGCAGUGGCAUGUGUCCAAGGGCAGAUGCCUCUUGGGAACACCAGGAGGACCUGAAACACUGCCCUAUGGGAGUAUCUCCCCUUAGUACAAAGAAGAUGGCCUCUGUCCUCAGCUCAGGCGCCCUGCAGCCUGACACCCUCCUAGUCCACUCACCCAUUCAUCAAAAAUACCGAGUGCCUACCAUGUGCAAGGCACUGUGCCAGGCGCUGUAUGUCCCCACUGCCAAGUAGAAGUGACUCCAAGCCCUCUGAUGAGGUUUAGUCCCCUGGCCGUGGUCUUGCCAGGUGCAGGCCCGGCCCGUGAUCUCAUCUUACUAAGCACAAGUACUUGUCAUCGCCAUCACUGCCACGUAACCAGAUGUCUCUGUUUUUCUGCCCAUGACCUUGCAGGUUCUGCCUGGCAUGGUUGUCUUCCCAUCCUGCUAGCAUAGCUGGGCACUGCCAAUUCCUUGUGCCCCCACUGCUGUCAACAAAUGUCUUGGGUCCCCAUGUGGGCAUCCAGCUUGACUGCCGUGUGUGGACCCUCCCUGUCUACACCCCCUGAACGGGAACACGGAUCUCCUGCCAAGUUUCCUGCAUUCUCUGUCUCUGUGGUAGAAUUGCCUUUUUAUAAAUUGGGAGCCACCUCUUCCCUGUGCCCCUGUCCCAGUGGUGUUCCCGUUGGAGCUAAGGGAUUGUUGACACCCCCUUUAUUCAGUGUGCGAGCCUAGAUUCCCCCCACCCCGGGGGGGGGCAAGUGGCUGAAUCCUUAGAUGGCAUUUUUUUUUCUUUCCUUCCUUCCUUAUUUAAUUAUUCUUAUUUAUUCAAUUCAUUUAAUAAGUAUUCAUUAGUAUUUAUUAAUUUACUUGUUAAUUUUAUUUAUUAUCAAUUCGUUUUAUUCACCCAUUUCUUGAUCCAGCCCUCCCCUCCUGGUAGGGAGGCAGGAAUGGGCAGGGCCCCUCCAUGCCAGCUCUUGUGGUCCUUGCCCAACUCUCAUCAGCAGCAAUACUUGAAUCCUCUCCCUAUCUAGGUAGGGGUAGGAAGGGCCACCUGAGAGGAGGAGGACUGUUUUUAUUUUUAGGGUUUUUUUUCUUCCUACUGAGUUUGCUGAAGGUGCAGAAGCAAGGGGAGGGCCUGAGGUAUCCAAGCCUGGGGAAGGGUAGGCUAGCCAGUGCCUCUGCCUUCUCAGGGAUAAGAGAAAUCCCUAACCCCACCCCUCUGUCCCCGUGCCUACUCUGCAGCAUCAAAGAAUGUGGGACCAGGACCCCAAAUCUCCUUUUCUCUUGGGUGGGGAGUUCUGGGGUUCUGGGUGGGUGUGGGAGUUUUAUAUUGCUUCCAAAAGCUGGGUUUAAAAAGAAAAUAGAGACACUUGUUUUGGCUCCUGGUUCAUGAAUGGGCAUAAAGUGGGCAUUUUAGGGGGCAGGCGGAGGCCCAGCAAGGCAUGAGGUGGGUAUGAGGGCAGCCAGGGAGUAGCCUGCAAGCCUGAAUGUGAUAAA
Molecule: messenger RNA, 6107 nt
Organism: Sus scrofa (pig)
Lineage: Eukaryota; Metazoa; Chordata; Mammalia; Artiodactyla; Suidae
Source: RefSeq, a predicted model, not a curated record